AUGCGCGAGGAAGAGCGGCAAAGGCGUGCAGAAGAGCGCGAGCGAGUCAAGCACCAGCACGUGUGGGAGAAAGUGACGGCGGCCAGCCGACAUAGCCGUACGCGCCGUAUCGAUGACAUCGAUGACACGUGCGGCGCUUCAGCAGCGCGUCCAGAUGUUCGCCCUGAGGGCUUGGGCCGCGAUGCGCGCCGAGACAAGGAGAACAUCUCUGACUUCGUGGCCAAGAAGAGAGAGAUGUUCCUGGUCCAGAUGAGCUUAGAUGUGAAGAAAGCCGAGAUUCUCAAGCUGGACGCCAGAGCCAAAGACAAGGAAGAGGCCUUGAACAAGUCCAAGCAGAUGUUAGACAAAGACGUAGAGCGCUUCGACGCCUUUCUGAGUACCAACGACGACCGUGCGCAUGAUGCCAUGCAGAAGGCAGAUACCAAAGCCCGGGAGAAGCAAGAAAGAGUCAUCAAGAUCAAGCAGCUCAAGUCCCAGCUGAGCGCGAUUCAAAGCGAGAUCGCCAAGCAUCGAGAACAGAAGGAUGAAUGCUUGAGGUUCAAAGACUUCCUGGUGAACCUGACUCCUGCUGAAUGGAAAGAGCAAAAGAGAGAAGAAAAGAAGCAACGGAAGCUACACCGGCGCCGGAUUGCUGCAGAUGGCUUGCAGAUAGUAGAUGCCCGCAUGGGCGAAAUAGAAGAGCGGAUGCAAGCGGAGAUUGAAGCAGAAGAGCAGGCUUUCAAAGAGAAGGAGGAGAAGGAGAAGAAAGGUCGUCGGCGCCAGAAGAAGAGCGAGGAGGACGAGCAAAAGGAGCGAGACCAAAUGGAAGCUCGUCGACGCCGCAUUGCCAGGAAGUAUCCCACCAGGGAUCAAGUGGACGCAGAGUAUCAGGAAUACUCCAGUGGUGAGGAGAUGCCUCUCUAUUUCCAAGAGCCCAAGCAGCUGCUGGACAUCUUCACAUCCCUUGAAGAGUCCAAUCUCUUCCUCAUUCAGAACUCUCAGGAUACAGAGCAAGCCCUUGAAGAGUUAGACCAGAAGUUUGCUGUUCUGAAAAGGACCCGGGAGGCGUGCCACGCCUGUCGUGGCGUGCGUGGCGAUGCAUUGGGCAAAAUGGACCACGUGAAGGACGCCAUGAGCAACAAGAUGCACCUGCAGAUCUCCCAACUGGAACGGCAAAUCUUCGAAGAGAAGAGCAAGUGUGAUGAGCUCAAACAGGCAAUUUCUCAGAAACAUGGUGGAUCAGAAGUGGAGGAGUUGCUAGAGGGCCUGGCUGGCGGAGUCGUGGAUGUUCACGGCGUUUGCAGUCAUGAGAAUCAGGAUGAUGGAGAUACACUGCAAAUGCUGGCACGCAUCGAGUUCAAGUUUGAGGAGUACCUGGCAUACCUGGACGAGGCGGAAGAAUCGGGCUUGGGCGCACGUGUGCUGGCGGAAGAGCACAAGAAGGAGCGGCAGCGGCGAUUGGACCUGCGGCUGAGCCGCAAGCUGCAUCAAGAGAAGAAGAUCGAAGACCGCCUCAAGGCCUCGUUGCAUCGAUCCCAAGCUCCGGUGCACAAGAAGGUCGGGAAGCAGAUCAUGUUCCGCUCAGCUCCACUCUUCCAAGCCCGUCGGGUGGUUCAAGAGGAUGAUGGCUAUGAAGAGAACGUUCGAGAGCACAACAUCUUUGGCAUUUGGCUCGACAAAGAUGGAGUUCCCAAUGCUCAGCAACCUGAUCCUUGGAAGAUUUGGAAGUUCCAGCUGGUUGGGCCAUUUCUGAAGUAG
Messenger RNA from Durusdinium trenchii, 1737 nucleotides. The record is from the annotation of a GenBank genome assembly. NCBI's taxonomy places the organism in Eukaryota, Dinophyceae, Suessiales, Symbiodiniaceae.